Messenger RNA from Melanotaenia boesemani (Boeseman's rainbowfish), 6707 nucleotides. RefSeq lists its product as uncharacterized. Lineage: Eukaryota; Metazoa; Chordata; Actinopteri; Atheriniformes; Melanotaeniidae. Gene Ontology annotation, biological process: regulation of DNA-templated transcription. The transcript has 6 exons. Gene Ontology annotation, molecular function: DNA-binding transcription factor activity, RNA polymerase II-specific; RNA polymerase II cis-regulatory region sequence-specific DNA binding. The record is from RefSeq and is a predicted model, not a curated record. Bases 319 to 5289 code for a protein of 1656 amino acids.
UUCUGUUGCCGUGUGACAAAGAAUGGCGCACGUUGUUCUGUAGCAGUAGAUUGGAACUCGUUAGUAAUACGUCACUGAAACAAAUUAUUUUUGUCCGUCAGUUAAAUGUUCAUAAAUGACAUAGUUUUCAGAGAAUGCGUCGCCCUCCGGAUAUCUACACAACUUUGGUCGUCAGUGCGUCACCGACAAAGCUAAGACGGUCGCGUCUGUCCAUGUGAAGGAGCCAUUUUGGCCUAGCCUGCCCUGCUUUAAUUAACGGCACGGCAAAGUUGAGAGACGAUUUCGUAUUUCGAAGGAGCUUUUAGCGUUGAUAUCAAGAUGUCGGCGGACGACUUUCAGAGCAAAUAUGCCUCUGUCAUGGAGAGCAUGCUGAAGAGCGCUAUUGCAGAAACAACGAAACUUUUCGAAACUAUGGUCGACGAGCUAAAGGCAGAAAUAUCCCAAAUCAAAAAGGAGAACGAGGACCUCAAAACAAAAUGUAUCCAGUAUGAAAUUUCUAAAAGCCAACCAGUAAAACAGACCACAGACAGGAGUCAUGCACCAGAGCAAAGCGACGCCUCUGAAAAAUGCGACACGGCCAUACAAUGUGAUCUUGGACCUUGCCGCACAGUUCUGGUGGAGCAAUGUCCACCACCGCGGCCAGCUGAAAUGCAAAACUUAGAGCAACAAUAUGCUAAUGCGAGGAUGAACUACAGUCUGCUGGAGCACAACUACGUCAGUAAAGAAGAGACUAAUUCUAAGACAGCUUUUGUAGUUGUCAAGCAGGAGGAAUCCUACAGUGAUUCAUCUCUGCAGUAUGUCUUAAAGCAAGAGGAAAUUGAAUCUUCUGUGACACCAGGACAAGUCAUGACUAAUGAUCCAGUUUUAAAAGAGCCUUUUGUUAGUGGACCUGGAAAUAAAGGGCCUGUGAUCCAGGAAUGUUCAUCAGAAGAAAUUAAAUCAACUCCAAAAAAUGAAGCAACCCAAGUGGUUUUAGAAGCAUCGAGCCUGGGAAUGAACAGCAGUUUAAAAGAGGCCCAGAAGCAGUACUGCAACCCACAAGAUUCAUUAGUCAUCUCAUUGAAAGAUGCUUUCAAGAGUUACUUUAAGGAAGAGUGUGAAGUUGCUCAGAAGAUGGCAGAAACUGCAACACAGGAAGAGCAGACAUCUGAAAAACAUUUAAACCCUCAGGAAAGUCAUCCAAACAGUGUAACAUCAGUAAAUACGCAAAAUGAAGAUGUUGUGCAACAUACAGGUGUGCACUGUACAGAGAAAACACUAGCAGAGUCUCUUCUGGUGAACAAAGAUGUGGCAUGUGAAGGUUUAAAAGACACCAUGGUAGAAGCUGAAGCUUGUUCCAAGCCUAACUUGACGGUUCGACGUGGAAGAGGGCGCCCACCAAAGAAAAGAAAGCAAAAGCAAAUCCUAUCAGCAUCUACUGAGGUUCCAUCUGGCCAGAAAACUGCAAGUGCCCCAUCGGUAGGAGAGAAGAAGAUUGGUUUAUCACCUGUAAUUGGUACAGAAAAAGUUUUUUUUCCAAAGCCUUCAGGGGAAUCUACAGUUGAGCCCACAGGGACUUUAUCCGUCACCACUCCAUCGGUCCGUAAGAGUCAAAAUAAAUCUUUGGAGAAGAAGGGAGAAGUUGGUUCAUCUGUUUCAGUUGAACAACCCCCCUCUGAAUCUAAACAGCUUUCCAAGGAAGUGAAAGAAGAUGCAACUAAGACUCAAACCUCUGGAGCUUCAGCUACAAGUGAAAUGCACAGUGCUCCACAAGCAGACUCACUGCAAACAGCAUCAUGUCAACAAAAAAAACCCCACACUUCUGUAAGUCUUCAGGAUGCAAUGCUGCUAAUUGAAGCCAUGAAUCAGUCAACCAUGGAAAAUGCUCAGCCAAAAGGCACUGAACCCCAGACCCAAAGCGCUCCCCUCGUCGGCUCCUCAGAAAUGGGGGAUAAGAGCGUAACACCACAGACAGAUUCUGUACAGACUCAGCUCACAUCAAAAUCACUAGAUGUUCCUCCUCAUAUUACAAAUGCCACUUCAACCUGUGAAGUACAGACCUGUAAUAAGGUUCUCAAACCAGUCCAACAAAAUAUACUCAUUCCUCUCAGUACUACUCAAACGGUGGCGUCAUCAGCUGAUGCAACUCAGCAGUUACUUCCACGUCUUCUGGUAACACUGGGAGUACCCAGUAAAUCACCCCGUACAAUCAUUAUUGUGCCAAAGCCUGUCCCAUCUCCUGCAUUUUGUAACAGUGCAGGACUGCCUUCAUCCCAAUCUCCUAAAGUUGACUUAACAGCAAAACACAAAAAGUUGCUUCUUAUACCUACAGCUUCACAAUCACCUGUUGGAACAACUUCCCGUUACUCUGUUCCCCAGAAAACAUUCACUAUUACAUACAAUACACUGCCUUCUGUCCAACCUUUACAGGCAACCACCACCUCAACAGAUAAGCAUUCAGAGACGAUUCCAAAAAAAGAAAUGGCUAUUAAUACCAGAAAAGUGGAAACUGAGAUAAUAAGGAAACCUGGGAUAAUCAUUCUCAGAGCUAAGCAGAAUACCACUGAACCCACUGCUCCUGCUUCAUUAGAGUCAUCAACACAGUUGAGUUCCAUGUCUCAGGAGUCAAGUUCACCUAAUUUAGAUGAUAGAGUAGAAGAGAAAAUAGAUGAUACAGCUGAGAAUCAAGACUCACCCAAACCAGAGACCCCUGUUUGUGAAACUAUCGACUCGCCUACAGAAACUUGUUCAGAUUCAGAUACUUCAGACGAACAAGGACCAACAUCUGCAACUCCAGCAACUCCAGUGUUACCACCUGCCCCUGCUGAGCCAAAACGCUGUGCAGUGGUCAGAUUAACUAGACUUCCAUUUCCAAUAUCAGCACAAGAAUCCAUCUCAGUUUCAAGAUGGUUUCCAAACAGAUUUUCAGAAUGUAUCUGUCAAAAACCCUCAAAAUCAACAAUGUCAGUUCUGGGCAUGCCAGUUUUAACCCCUGUAAAAAUCCCCUCUGUGCCAGAAAUGCCAUCCACAUCAGAGGAGUCACCUGCUAGCAGAGAUGUGCAGCCAUCUAUGUCUUCUACUGUAUCAGAGCCGGUGGUGGAGAUUUCUGAUGUAGUCAGCAACAUGAUGGAUCCCUCACCUGUGCCUAGUGCAUCUGAUGAACUAACUUCUAAUUUGAGUCAGAUUUUCAGCAAUGAAGAAAAUCAAUCAAGUGGUCGGUUGCAGCUAACUCCCAUCACUUCCAAGGAUACAUCUUAUCCUCAGUUAAGGAUGACUAAAACUCAGUUCCUGGCACAACUCUCUGUAUCACCAGUAGUCCAAGAACAAGAGACCAGCGAUAAUAGCUCUGCAGAUUCAAGAGAGACCAGAAACUGUGGGAAGAAAGGCCCACCGAAAGCCUCCAUUGUCACCAGACUGCGAAGUCACCUGAAAGAUUGCUUGAAAGCUAGAAGAACUGCGGGACAAAAAGCAGACAAGGAAAUGGAACCAACCUCCAAAAGCCCUAAGAAACCUAGAUUAGAGGAGGACGGUCUAAAUGAUAAAAACAUAACUAAAACAGUUUGCAACAGAAAACAAGAUGAAACUGACAAUAUUGCCUCAACAGAUCAAGUUAAUACCACUUCUUUGAUUAGUCGUGGGGAAUCUAGUCAGUGUGUAGAUGCAGUCACAACUAUGAGCAGUGUUGGUCAACCAGCUUCUGUCAGUUGUAGGUCUGAGCCACCAAGAGAUUCCACGGCUGAGAGUUUGGAGAAGCCCAAUCCAAGUAGAGAUGGUGUAGACCCAAACAGCGUAGAGUCCACAUCUGUAAAUCCUAAGCAGUCUACUUCAGCAGAAGCAAGUGGAAGACCAAAAAUGUCUAUAUUAGUUUCUAUUAGUCGAAGGAGGUGUCCUUUACAUCAAGAUGAUGUAAGUUUAAGAAAUAAGAAAUCCAAGUCUGUAAGCCCUCAGACGCCCAGCUCUAUGAAAACAAGUACUGGUCCUAAAAACACUAAGUUUGGUUCUAGCCCAAAAACUGCUAAAUCCCCCUCUAUGAGUCCCAAUGGAUCAACCAAAGAGGGUGUUAUUCCUAAAAAGUCUGAAUCUCCUGUUUGUCUUAGAACAUCUACUUUAACUAGAAAGGACACAAGUCCUAAAAUGCCUGGCAGCCCUUUUACUUCCACUAACAAAAAAGGCGAUCAUAGCAACGGGUCCAUUAAAAGGGCAUCUAGUUCUUUUAGCUCUGGAAGGCGAAAUCUAAGCACAGUUAGUUUUAUCGUAAACAAAAUUAAUAGUGAAUCUCGUACCGUAAGUGUCAGAGGCCAUAGAAUCACAAAAAACACUUCUGAAAGCAGUGGAGUGUCCACAUCUGCUCACAAGGAACCCAGGCAAACAAAAGGUCGUCCUGCUACCACAGCAAGUUUCAAAGUUGUAAAGGCCAUGCAAUUGGCUAAAGCAGCAAAAACCAAGAGGAGAGGUAAAAUGAAAAUGUCUAAUAACUCAAAAAGGCAGAAAAAGUUGGGAGAGAACCAAGCCAACAAUGGAGCUUUGAAAACAUGUCGAGCGAAAGUGUGGUAUCCUCCUACGCUGCCACCUAAUGAGGUUCCUUCAACAGAAAUAAGGAAACCCAAGCCUGUAGUGGUAGAGGACAAAAUUCCUCUUAUACCUUUCAACCAAACACCUAUUGUAUCACCUUUGCAGCCAUUAGCUGUCAUUGGUAAGCAUCUGUUGAGGAACCAGUGUGGGCAAUGUGGUCGUGUCUUCAACAGCAACGCUGCUCUGGAAAGCCAUGUGAGUCUCCAUGCAGGUUACAGGCUUUAUUCAUGCUCACUGUGUGGGAAGUGUUUCCCAGACUCCAAGACUUUCAAACGGCACCAUCGAGUGCACCGCAAUGGUAGGAUCCACGUCUGUCGACACUGCGGGAAGGGCUUUGUCUACCGAUAUGGCCUCAGCAAACAUCAGCAGAUGGUCCACACCAGGAUAAAACCUUUCAUCUGCCAGAUAUGCAACAAGGGAUUUGUCACUAGACGAGAUGUUGAAGUCCACAUACGGACCCACACCGGAGAGAAACCAUUCAAAUGCCACCUUUGUGAAAAGAAAUUUGCAAGGAGAGUAGAGCUAAAUGUGCAUUUACGGUGGCAUAACGGAGAGAAGAGACACUGGUGCCCUUACUGUGGGAAAGGUUUCUUAGACUUAAAUAACCUGAAGAGACACAAGUAUACCCACACCGGGGAGAAACCACAUUCCUGCCCGCGCUGCCCCAAGAAAUUCACACAGGGCGCCCACCUGAAAAAGCAUCUUAAAAAUGUGCAUAAAGAAAAGGGUGGACAUUAAAGAGGCUGCCUUGACCCACUGAAUUAUGAUUUUCGAUUUGCCCAACUGCUACAUGUGCGCUGGUUGCCUGGCAACUUCCUGCUUAAUACUGGAUUUAGAGCCUGCUGUUUAUGAAGAUGGCCAAUCAGGAAAUAUUAGAAAUAUUCUGCAUGACGCUUCGCAUUUUAAUAUUUACAUUGGUGUUGAGCUGUUUUGAAGGGUGUUUAAUGAUAGGUUGAUCUGUUUUGUAAUUAAUGUAAAGUAAGGAUGUUGUGCUUUGUUUUUUUUUUUUUUUGGUACUAUCCUUUCUCCACAGCAAAAAAAAUGGGGUUAGGAACAGGAAAGGUGACAAUAGUUUUCUUCUCGGUCUUAGUAAAUGCUAUGAGCAGAUUUAUCCAUUAUUUUAUUUUUUGAAUGGUUAAUUUUAAGGUGAUAUAUUGAUUGUAAUUGAUCCUUCCUGAUUGUAUUUAACUAGCUGCAACAGAACAUUUCUUAGAUUAAUGUUUUUAAAAGAAGUCAAUUUGCUUGGUAGUGUGGGGGAAAAAUUCUUAUGUCUGCUCAGCCAGAUCUUUUGUGAAGCACAUAAAGCUCCUUUUGUUAAUGUGCCACAGCCUGUAUGGUGGAAAUACCACAGUUUUUUCCUCCUCUUCUCUUUAACUGAUAUUUGACCAUUUUCACCAUAUCGAUAGUAUUUGACUUCCUUUGCACUUUUUUUGUCUAGAUGUUGUUGUGGAAAGGAAAUAUUUUGACGAGUGUUACUGGUCAUGGAUUGAACAGUACAUAGGAAAUUUUGUUAUUUUUAAAUGUGAACAUUUUAAAUGUUUUUAGGAAUUGAUGCUACUUGUGUUAUUCAUGUGAAAAUUUCUGUUAUGACAUAGCUUUGCAUUGUUUUUGGGACAAAUGGCAGUUUAAAAGAUAAUGCUACUUGUACAAGGAUUUACCGCCUAACGCAAGGAUUGUGACGGAGUGAUGAAUGUUUUUGUCAUUUAACUUCUGUAAACCUCAGUUAAUGAUCCUAUUGAUCAUUAAUUUUCAUUCAUUGGUGCAUUUUCAUUUUAAGCUGAUCAGCCCUCUGCUGGUAUUUGAUCAUUAGUGCGUGCCCUUGUUUACCUUUGUUUUUCUUUUCUGUAUACUUACCGAAAUAGUCAGGAAGGACUCGAGCGCCGCUUCCGCAGUCAGCUGUUUCACAUGGAAAUGAGACGUUUUGACUUGACAUUUUUGUUUCCAAAGUCAGUUUUGCUUUGUUACAACCUUUUUUUUCUUCUUUCUCAGAUGCUUAAAUUGCCAUGUAUACAGGGAAAUGCUAAAUGGCAACGACUCCAAUUAUUCUGAACUUCAUUGAAGUUAUUGUACAAACUGUAAAUUUCACUGAUUUGAUUAGUAAAAUUCAGAUGUUUAUUUUGAGAAAACGGGUAAUAAAUAAAUCAUUGUCAAAGAUA